AUGAGAGGCAGGUUGCCCUCUAUUGUGGUGGAACCAACUGACAUAAUAGAUGUAGAAAGUGGAGAGUUGCGAUGGCCUCCUGAGUCUGUAAGAAAAGCAAGAGAGGAGGCCGAACUAACAGAGGAAGAUACAGAGAAAGUAGAGACAGAAGACCAGACAGGUGAGACAUGUAAAAUAUUGUGA
This is a messenger RNA of Staurois parvus, 183 nucleotides long. The record is from the annotation of a GenBank genome assembly. Lineage: Eukaryota; Metazoa; Chordata; Amphibia; Anura; Ranidae.